Cladophialophora psammophila CBS 110553 is the source of this 1047-nucleotide messenger RNA. RefSeq lists its product as uncharacterized. The coding region runs from base 1 to 1047 and encodes 348 amino acids. The record is from RefSeq and is a predicted model, not a curated record. NCBI's taxonomy places the organism in Eukaryota, Fungi, Ascomycota, Eurotiomycetes, Chaetothyriales, Herpotrichiellaceae. The transcript has 2 exons.
AUGUACAUCGGAAUCCCUUUAUACGUUUUGGUUAGAGAGUUCCACCCUCUUCAGCCAGCUUUGGAGAUCCGGCACGCAUUCCAGACGUCUCACGGCCCCAAUGGGGAAAAGUCAUACGACAGGCAACAGACCUGGAAUCCACCCAUCAUCAUGUGCAUCCGAAAUGGCGAAUUGGAGAAGACAGUCAACCAAGUUCGAAACAACAUCACCGGGAUAUUUGACAAACUGCUGGCCGAUCCGGAAAAGUACCGCAAAUGGACGACAGAGUACUUUGAGGAAAAGGAGGAAGAUUUCCAGACCCAAAUCCUACGCGUCCUGGGAAGGUACUACAGGAGAGAUAUUGAAGAGCAUUCGACUCUCAAGGCAGCCCUGAGGCUCCUAUGGUUCGAGUAUCUGCUCCUGAACAAAUUUACAGUUCCAGCCGAUGCCGUACUGAGCCUUGAAGCCAAUCUCGGAUCGAAACGCCCUGUUGGUGCUCCCCGGCAUCUACACGUCAUACCCGACACUAUCAACCGCUUUCUCAAAGCCAUCAUCCUUCCCCUGGCCGAGAAAGCCGCAGAAAAGCUCAUAAAAAAUCUUCACGAGAUGAUGUUUAAGAUGGCCGUCACCCAGAAAAUGCCACAAGGUCGCAGAGAUCUGGUUCUUUGUCUGCUUUUUGUCCUGGUGAUAUUCCUCGGCCGCACCCAAGUCGCCCUUCUCCUCCUCUCCCAUACCCCUGCGCCCGAGAUCGGUAUGGAGUACUCUCAGGAACAAGCGGAAUCCAAGAUCGAAGAGAUGGAACAAAUAGUGGGCGACUACCUCCUGUCCUUCCACAGAUACACCUUGAGCAGAAUGUCCUCCAGGUCGCCGGUGACGGCUAGCGAGUAUGAUUCUCCAAGUGAACGUCACGCAAGAGAGUUCGAUUUGGAGAACCGACUACGCAAAGAGGUCGGGGGCUACGCGUGCGAGAGACCCGAGAGGCUGGAGCCGGGUGAUUAUCAGAUGAAUACGUUCCAAUACAUGAAUGUUCGGCGGUUAUGUUGGAAGGUUAUUGACAAUUUGAAUUGA